Setaria italica (foxtail millet) is the source of this 1732-nucleotide messenger RNA. RefSeq names its product agmatine coumaroyltransferase-2. The record is from RefSeq and is a predicted model, not a curated record. The coding region runs from base 82 to 1401 and encodes 439 amino acids. Gene Ontology annotation, molecular function: acyltransferase activity, transferring groups other than amino-acyl groups. The transcript has a single exon. Lineage: Eukaryota; Viridiplantae; Streptophyta; Magnoliopsida; Poales; Poaceae.
AGUAAGAAAGAUCAUCCUUUUUAAGAAAGGAAUUGUCUCGUGCAUUAGCAGCUUUCUACGAGACAAUUCUUUUCUCCAAAAAUGAAGAUCACCGUGAAGUCGUCAAAGGCCGUCAAGCCCGCCAACGGCCCCGCCGCCGCCCCGGACGUCGUGCCGCUCUCGGUGUUCGACAAGGUGAACUUCGACACGUACGUCUCCGUCAUCUACGUCUUCCGCCCACCGACGCCGCCUAACGCCGCGCUCGAGGCGGGCCUCGCCAGGGCGCUCGCCGAGUACCCCGAGUGGGCGGGACGGCUCGGCGUGGACGGCCGCGGGAACCGGGCCAUCCUCCUCAACGGCGAGGGCGCGCGGCUCGUGGAGGCCACGGCGGACGUCGCCCUCGACGCCGUCCUGCCGCUGAGCCCGGCGCCGGAGGUGAGGAGCCUGCACCCGAGCGAGGACGGCGCCGAGGAGGUCAUGCUCGUCCAGCUCACGCGGUUCGCGUGCGGCGGGCUCGCCGUCGGGUUCACCGCGCACCACCUCGUCUCCGACGGCCGCGCCACCAGCAACUUCUUCGUCGCGUGGAGCCAGGCCACCCGCGGGGUCCCAGUCGACCCGGUGCCCGUCCACGACCGCGCCUCCUUCUUCAAGCCCCGCGACCCGCCGCGGGUCGAGUUCGACCACCGCGGCGUCGAGUUCAAGAAGCCGGAGCCGGCGGCACCGCCGCUGCACGCGGAGGCCGGUAACAACGUCGACGACGAGGUGUUGGUACACAAAGCCCACUUCAGUCGGGAGUUCAUCGCUAGGCUCAAGUCCCAGGCGUCCCCGCCGGGCGGCCGGCCCUGCAGCACGCUGCGGUGCGUGGUGGCGCACCUGUGGCGGUGCAUCACGGCGGCGCGGGGGCUCGACGCCGCCGGCGCGGCCACCACCAGCGUCUGCAUCGCCGUCGACGGGCGCGCGCGGAUGAUCCAGCCGGUGCCGGACGGGUACACGGGCAACGUGGUGCUGUGGGCGCGCCCCACCGCGGCGGCGCGGGACCUGGUGGCGCGGCCGCUGCGGCACGCGGUGGAGCUCAUCAACCGGGAGCUCGCCCGGGUCGACGGGAGCUACUUCGGGUCCUUCGUCGACUUCGCGGCGUCAGGGGCGGUGGAAGCGGAGGGGCUGGUGCCGGCGGCCGACGCGGCGGAGAUGGUGCUGAGCCCCAACAUCGAGGUCGACAGCUGGCUGCGGAUCCCGUUCUAUGACCUCGACUUCGGCGGCGGCCGGCCGUGCUUCUUCAUGCCGAGCUACCUGCCGGUGGAGGGCCUCCUCAUCCUCCUGCCCUCCUGCUACGGGGACGGCAGCGUCGACGCCUACGUCCCGCUCUUCAGCCGCCACAUGGACGCCUUCAAGAGCUGCUGCUACUCCAUCGACCUCCACUAGCUAGUUGUUGGCGAUGCAUCUCUGCAUGCAUGCAUGCGCGCGUACUGGUACACGUGGAGUUGGAUUAAGUUGGUAUUAUAGAGCAAACUUAUUUUGUCCAUACAUGAGAUAAUUGUACCAGGAACCCCUACAAAAAGUUACUAGAGUUUCCAGUAAUGGAUGGCAAUAGGGUAGCUCUGUUUCCAAAUAAAAGACGCUUUGGUAAAUACAUAAACAUGUUUACUACUCCAAAAUGUAAUAUUUCUAAUGGUGGACACAUCAUUGUUAUGUUCUCAAUCUACAUUAUCAUUUAUGCAUAAUGAUUAAUAAAUUUUAAAAAAGUUUGAUCAAA